Messenger RNA from Peniophora sp. CBMAI 1063, 1038 nucleotides. NCBI's taxonomy places the organism in Eukaryota, Fungi, Basidiomycota, Agaricomycetes, Russulales, Peniophoraceae. The record is from the annotation of a GenBank genome assembly.
AUGGAUGAUGCGAAAGCGCUCAAGAUUGGGAUGUAUACGGCGAAGUCCCAUUUGAUUGCUACGUUCCUUGUCACUCUCUUUCUCGGUUUCAACCUCGUACUUUGCUUCGUCUGCGUACAGAUACUCGUCAACAGGCGGUAUAGCGGCGUAGCCAAUUCUGGUCGGCUGAUCUUCGCGACUCUCCUUCAAAUGUGCAUCUGCGUCGGGCACGCCUCGACUUACCUCUACGGGGCGAUGCAAGCCUACAUACACAAUGGAUCGGAAGCGUAUGGAGCUGCGAGGUACCUCAACGACCACUGGGCGGUUGGGUGGAAGGCCGUCCAGCUUGGGUUCUUUACGGCGAACGAUGUCUGUUACAACACGAUCUUGAUCUGGCGCUGUCACGUCGUGAUGAACUCUAGUUGGCGGUAUACCAUCCCUUUAAUCGUUGUGGCCACGGCCUCCGCAGUGGGAGGCUUUGGCACAGCCGUCUCAGCGGCCCGACUCCCCACAGACACUGGACCCAUCACAUUCUUCCGAACAAUAGUCCCAUACCUCACCGUCUUCAACUUGACAUCUUGCGUCGUACAAGUCGUCGCUUCCUCGCUCAUCGCCUGGAGGGUGUGGGCAGUGGUUACGCGCGACGCUGAUGCCAAACCUCGCUCGUGUGGGUUCUGCGUCGGCGCGGAGGGCGCGGCGUUGCGGAUUGUUAUCGAAUCGGGCGUCAUGCGCACGAUGUGCGGUAUCCUGUUGCUGCCGCUUGUCUGGAGACACAAUAUAGCUGGCGUUAUCGUCGCUGCUGUAGCGGCGCAGGUAGACGCAACGGCGUCUUACCUGAUCAUCAUACGCACCGACUCCCUACGCUCAAAUGAGCGCCGGCGGGGAACCACGAACUUUCUAUCUAGUGUACGAGUCGACUCCUUCCAGCUGGUUGAGGCAUGCAACACGCGACCGCAAAGUCUCACAUCGCAAUCUCGAAGCUUUCAGGCUACGAAGUCCAAGGACGUCACACAGCAACGACGCAGGACGAUGAGCAGUAUCCAAGAGUAUAUCGCUUGA